UCACGCCCACACACGGGUCGCCGCUGCAACAUUGACCUCUUGGUCUGCCGCGGAUAGAAAGGGAUGGAAUCCGUGAGGGAUCCGAAAAUUGUGAUGCGGGAGAUCAGCAAACUAUAAAGACUGGUGCAGAAGCUCAUCCUGAAGAUCUCUACUGCCAUUGACCUAACUCCCUUGAUCAUCAUCUAAUCCAGCAAGCUUCCCAAAACUAUCGUCCUUCGAGCGUUGAGACAGCUGCAUCAGAAACUUUCCAAGAUGAAGCUCACCUCUUCCGUUGCUCUGCUGGCCGCGGCGGGUGCCCAGGCCCACUACACCUUCCCCAAGACCAAUAUCAACGGGCAGCUCUCGGCCGAGUGGGAGACGAUCCGGCAGACCGAGAACCACUACUCGCACGGGCCGGUGACCGACGUCAGUUCGGAAGCCAUCCGGUGCUACGAGCUCAGCCCCGGCACGGGCGCGCCCAAGAUCGCCAGCGUGCAGGCCGGCAGCAACGUCACCUUCACCGUCGACUCCAACAUCGGCCACCCGGGCCCGCUGCAGUUCUACAUGGCCAAAGUGCCCGCCGGCCAGACGGCGGCCACCUUUGACGGCAAGGGUGCCGUGUGGUUCAAGAUCUACCAGGACGGCCCAUCCGGGCUCGGCACGAGCUCCAUCACCUGGCCCAGCUCCGGCAAAACCGAAGUAUCGGUCCAGAUCCCCAAGUGCGUCGCCAACGGCGACUACCUGCUGCGGGCCGAGCACAUCGCGCUGCACAGCGCCGGCUCGGCCGGCGGCGCCCAGUUCUACCUCUCGUGCGCGCAGCUCACCGUCACGGGCGGCACGGGCACGCUCAACACGGGCUCGCUGGUCUCGUUCCCGGGCGCCUACAAGGCCACCGACCCGGGCAUCCUCUUCCAGCUGUACUGGCCCAUCCCGACCAGCUAUACCAACCCGGGUCCGGCACCUGUGAAGUGCUAGUUCCAGUUUAUCUUUUUUCUUUUUUCUACCUUUUGUGUGUAAAGGGUGGGCGCGUGAGUGAAGUACAUAUGAGGAUUGGGCUUAAGCCAAGGGGCCUGGACACUGCUCUUGUUGUGAGCCGGUACAUAAAGCUUCCAGCUUUCUCUUGUAUAUAUUGCUACCUAUGUCAGUUUCCGGCUUGCGUUUCGUGCUGUAGCCAAUUGACUCCAAAGGUACCUAUAUUCCGACAUUUUCGACUCCCACUAUACAAGGUACUGCAGUACUAUCGUAACAGUUACUAGUACUAGUACUGAUACAUACUGUAACGUUCGUUCAUCUCCCACGAUGCCACACCCAACACGCAAGCCCCCGCCAGUUCCGAGUCAAGCAGAAGAAGCCGGAAGCAACCAGGUCACGACACUGUUCGCAACCACAUUGCCGCUCCACGUCUCGCCCUUGGCCGUCGUGAGCGUGACGUAGACGUCGUUGCCAAACGUGU
This is a messenger RNA of Chaetomium strumarium, 1432 nucleotides long. Its product is annotated as glycoside hydrolase. Lineage: Eukaryota; Fungi; Ascomycota; Sordariomycetes; Sordariales; Chaetomiaceae. The record is from RefSeq and is a predicted model, not a curated record. Bases 253 to 954 code for a protein of 233 amino acids. The transcript has 3 exons.